Molecule: messenger RNA, 2150 nt
Organism: Canariomyces notabilis
Lineage: Eukaryota; Fungi; Ascomycota; Sordariomycetes; Sordariales; Chaetomiaceae
Exons: 1
Coding region: 127-1938 (603 amino acids)
Source: RefSeq, a predicted model, not a curated record
UCCCACUUGCAUAUUGCGGCCUCUUGAUUCACCACCCAUUUUGUGCAUCGCAGUGAUACGACUUGGUUUAGCUGGCACACCCACGCGGCACCAUCUACGGUAGAUAACUCAAUCUAUUAUUUCACAAUGCCCCGUCCUCGGCCAAAGCGGUCGCGGGUCGCUCCGGCGCGCCCCGCUGUCCCAAGCGAUGCGCACGAGUCCUCUGCAACGCCCCCAAUGGCCGCGACACAGUCCGCCGUCGCGCUACCCAAAGAACCCAGCAGUGAUAUCUACGACGUCAGCGACCGUGAGAAGGAGCGUAGGAGGCUGCGCGCCGCCGGGGAGGCAAAUGCCAACGCGUCGCAAACCCAGACCCGCACCUCAUAUCAGCUUAACCCGAACCCGGAGCAAGCACAGGCCCUGGAGGACUCUAGACGCAGGCGGGACAAUGCAAUGGAAAGACUGGACGAUCUCACCUCAACAUCAAGACCGAAUGAGGCAGAGAGCCCAGCGAUCACGCACGGUCGCCCAGAGUCGGAGAGGGACGGGAAACCUCGACUGACUGACGCGUCAGGCCUGGAUCUAGAUGACGAGCUUUUUGGGAAUCUCGACGACAGUCUGAAUGAUAGCGAACAUGCAGUUGAAGACACGCGGUCCGGGUACCGCUCGACGGAUACCUCCUCCUUCAAUAUCGCCAUGUUCAAGCGCAGGCCACGGCAGUCGAGCAUUGCUGGAAGGGAUGAUGCGCCAAUUCGACCGAGCAGCCGAGGACAGAACACUCCAAGUAUUAGCACAAGGCUCAAUCUCGGAAUGUUCAAGCGGCGGGCGCGAGAGCCGAGCAUUCUCGGGACAGGACGGCGCAGACAGCGGUCUCGGUCACAGACUUCACAGGCGUCGCGGAACGCCAGUAUCCUGGGAGAUGGCGACGAUUCCGGACCGGACGGCGAAUCAACCCCCAUAGACAAGACGAGGAGACAGACACGCGCGUCGUUUGCCACAAGUGGAGAAGGGUCGCCUGUCCAAACCUCAAAGAAGCGAAAAUCCUUGGAGAGCCACGAGGAUGGCCGGGAGAAGAGACCUGCCCUAGAGACGGAGGAUGCGGAGGCAGACGAUGUUCAUCAGUCGAUAGAGGUUGAUAACGAACCUGUUACUUCGCCCCGGCGCGGUCGUGCCCGAGAACGGGAGCCUCCUUCCACUCCGGUCCGGGAAGACGAUCCAGAUAUGGCCCCUCCUCUCAGCAGCAGCUCCUCCGAAGGAAGCAGUCCAGUUGCUUGGCCUUCUCUCGACACACUCGCUCACCGCACCUAUACCCGAAAACCCCCACCAAGAGCCCAGACAACACCGGAGCCGGGCGAUGCUGCAUCGGAUAUUUCUUCUCCGCCGUCGCUGACUCACUCACCGAACUACACGAGCGCAAGCACCAAGGCCAAGGCACAGAAAAAGGCUUCCGCGCCCCAAAAGAAACUCACCACGGCGGAUCUAACUUCUCUUCUGCCACGUCGGCGACACAAAGUGUCCAACCGCAACAGUGACAGCAAUGAUCCCUUCGACGCAGAGGGGUCAGAUGACGAUCGCUACGACGCCUCCACUACUGUGGACGAUGAAGUUUCCUACGUGGAGGCGCGGACCGCGCGGAGGAGAAAAGCCGCGCAGCAGCCACUGAGCAAAUCAGCGCCUAAUCGGAGGGACAAGGAUGUCCAAGCCGCGAACCGACGCAACAAACGAACAUAUGGGUCAAAUGAUAAGGAAAACGAGGAAGUCGAGGAGGAGAUUGUCGUCAAUAGUGGAGUCGAGGAGGCUCUCGAUGAGGAGACGCCUGAAGAAGAGACGAGUCAGAUGAUGAAGGAACGCUUGGGGGAGGAGCUCCAACAAGCUGUGAAGAAGUUCAAGGAAGUGGACAAGUGGGAGUUGUCGUUUGAGGAAGUCACGAGGAGUUCUUCACCUCCUUUUGCACGUUGAUGAGACUGGGAACUGAUGAAGGCGAUUCUUGGCUUGCAGGACGGAGGAGCUUGGCUCGGAAGCCGUAUUUGCGGAUUUGCUGCUAUUUCGGGAAUGGAUAUCCCACAGCCUCUCUCCAUUAGCUCGAGGGGCCCGGCACUGGGUAAGCGCUUGCUUGUUGGCAUUGCCUGGUAUCUUAUGCUGAACAGAGAUUACGAUAAUCGGUAAGAAAG